GCAGUAUAUGAGUGAGUAAGCAAAACAUCACCACACCCCUUCUCAAUCUGAAAGAUAGAAACUUUAAGCCUUUGAUCCAAACCCAUUUACCGUACGGACGGUUUCUAACACUUCUCGCCGGAAAAAGCUGACUUGGGUCGCCGGAGAGUUGAUUCCAUGGACGUUGACUCGUGGGCUUCCAGGGUUCAAGCAGCCAAGAGCCUCUCUGCUGCCCAUGCUGCUCGGCUUCACUAUGAUAAUCAUAUGGCUUCGGAAGAUUCCGAAGGAGAUGACGAUGCAAAAUCUUGUUUUCCAUGUCCUUUCUGUUAUGUGGAUAUUGAAGUCCCAAUGCUCUGCAACCACUUGGAGGAAGAACACUGCUUUGACUUUAAAAAUGCAGUUUGUCCUAUGUGUGCAGCAAAUCUAGGGAAAGAUGUAAUUGGACAUUUUAUGGUGCACCAUGCAAGCUCCUUCAAGCACAGGAGAAAAUCUCAAAAAGCGGGUAUGUGGACUGGUAGUUCAGCAAUGCUUGGAAAGGCGCUGCUGAAGAAUGGAAGGGCAUCUGCACAUGAAUCUGCACCUGAUCCUCUCCUCUCACCAUUUAUCUGCAAUAUAUCUUUUUCAGACCCUACUGGUAUUCAGGAAGAUGUUUGUUCCGAUAUCAAUGCCCCUAUCACUUCCAGCUUGAAAAGUGCUAAGUCAUCUUCACCAGAUGAAGGCUGUGAAAAGGAUAAAGAAGAGCGAAGGCAGAGAGCAGCUUUCGUGCAACAGUUGAUUACAUCAACCGUAUUCUUGGAUCUAUGAAUUCUUCAGAGCACAAAAUUUUCCGGAAAAAGCAGAAGACUGAUCUUAUCUUAGUCACCAAGAUCAUGCAGUAUACACAGUGGGGAAUGGUUUUAGGAAGUCAUAUAGUUUAUAUAUUAGGUAAGAUAGAGUAGUUGUCUUUGGAUGGGGACAAUUAAGGAAAUAUGUAUACACUGUGUACAAUCUAUCCUUAUGUCUAUUUAUAUAAACAGCCUGUUUCAAAGGCUGACUUUCCAUAA
Messenger RNA from Prunus avium (sweet cherry), 1022 nucleotides. RefSeq names its product protein DEHYDRATION-INDUCED 19 homolog 5. Lineage: Eukaryota; Viridiplantae; Streptophyta; Magnoliopsida; Rosales; Rosaceae. The record is from RefSeq and is a predicted model, not a curated record.